GGCAUGAGAUCAACUGAUUGGGCAAAAUUAUCCACAAUGGAGGACAUGGAUGGUGACUCGUCAUCAAAAACAGAGGAAAAAGAUCCACCCCAGAGUCCUUAUUCUGUUGAAACGCCAUAUGGCUUCCACUUAGAUCUUGAUUUCCUGAAGUAUGUUGAUGACAUUGAAAAAGGAAAUACUAUCAAGCGGAUUCCAAUUCACAGGAAAGCAAAACACCCAAAGUUCAGCACUCUGCCUCGGAAUUUCAGUCUUCCAGAAAAUGGAUCCAAGGCCUAUUCCUCCUCCCAAAGUAAAAGCUUUCUGACACAGAGGAAAGCCUCCUUAGGGACAGAGGAAAGUACCCUUCUUGUCACAUCCACAGAAUCAUCACCAUCUUCAGGCUAUCUAAAUGAGCCAAGUUACAGAAGGAAAGCCCUCUUAACAGAGACCAUCAAACAAGAUUCUGCUAAUCUUGAAGAGGAGACUAGUAGAGGGAGGCCUCAGCUGCUGAGGGCAUCAAGUAUGCCUGCCACACUUCCACCAAUCCAAAAUUCAGAAGACAGUCAGCUAGCAGCAGGUUCUCCACCACUAGACCCUUUCCAAUCUGUGGAUGGAAAGGGCUUACAAUUUGAUUUUACUCCUGUAAAAGAACCAUUGGAAUUAGAUAACUCCUGUGGUUCUUCAUUAACAGUCUCAGGAAACCUAAAAAAUGUGAAACCACAAAGCAAUAUGGCCGCCUAUGCUAGCCAGAAACCCACAGAUCAAGAGAACGCUAUUCUUGAGCACGACAAGCAAGAAGUAGAGCUUCCUGAGGAAAGAAUACAACUCAGUGCUCUAUGGCAAAGCCAGCAUUUAAUAUCUGAAGAACUGCUUGUAGUUACUGAAAGUGCAAAAGAAGAAUGUAGCAUAGGAGAGACUAAUAACUCUCUGCAGUUAGUCCAGAGUGUAUUAGAUGCUUCUGGAACUUUGGAAUACAUGUAUGAAAGCCAGUCUCAGGAAGAAAGAGAACUGAAUAUAUGUGAGAGUGUUCCACAGGUACUCAAGGAGGAUGAAGUUGACAGUAUUGGCACUAGUGAGAUGGGGGCAAGUUUGCAUCCUGAGGCUUUGACUGAUGAAGAACCUGGCAAGGUAAUAGCCUUGAAGCAACAUAUUGCCAUUCUGGAAGAGCAGCUAAAUAACAAAACAGAGGAACUUGAGCAGAUCCGUGUCAUUUUGAAGCAGCAAGAUAAGGAGAUCAAGGCAAAAGAGAGAAGUAUUGAGAUGCUCGCAAGCUCCAAAGCUCAGCUGGAAGAGAAACUCUGUUGGGAGAGCACCAAAGAAAUUAAACCAUCCAUGCAAGCUAACAGUGCCCUCCAGUGCCAUGAUGCUGCUGUGAAUACUGAAAUUGUGCAUGAAAAGGUAGUGAAAGGGGCAUCUGACAAAGGGAUCAAUGUAAGCAUCACCAUACCUAUGGAAUCUGUAGGAUGUGAUGUUCAUGAGGCUAAUAUGAAUAUGCAGCUCACAGAAGUAAGCAAAGAGAUUGUCCAUGCAAACCAUGAGAGGGUAAGCACCCCUGUUAGUGCUGGAGAGAAAAACAGCACAUUUUUUGGAGUGGAACAGUGUAUUGAUGGUUCCAUUCUUGAAAUGAAGAAUAAUGAACUGAAGAUUGAUGAACACACUGAAAAUAAGAAAUAUCAGAAUGAAGUAUGCCAGUGUGGCACGCUGUUGUCUUCUGCUAGUGUUCCAGCUGGUGGAAGAUGCUCAGAGUUUGGCGAUGCAAAGGAAAAAGGAAAUGAAACUGUUUUUAAAAAAGAUUUUAAGGAAGAUCUGAAUGAGGAAGAGAGCCACCCAGAACCAGUGGAUUCACCUGCAGAUCCCUCCAUACGCCAGUAUGUUAAAAAAAUCCAGGACCUUUUACAAGAACAGUGGAUGUGUCUAGAACAUGGCUAUCCAGAACUGGCCAGUGCAAUUAAGCAACCUGCCUCAAAGCUCAGUUCCAUUCAGAACCAGCUUGUUAAUUCCUUGAACUUGUUGCUCUCUGCAUACUCAACACAAAAACCAACAGACAAGGAGAAUUCCAACACACAGUGUCAACAGUUGGAGAUCUCUCCAAGCACAAGUCUUAAAUCAAUUAUGAAAAAGAAAGACACUGGUUUUCAUGCAGGAGGUAACAGCACCAAAAAGAACCUUCAGUUUGUUGGGGUAAAUGGUGGUUAUGAAACUACAUCCAGCGAAGAUUCAAGUUGUGAUGAAAGCUCAUCAGAAGAAAAUUCCAACAGUGAACCUGAGAGGAAGUAUGGCAGUGAAGAGCAGAGAUGGGGGGAAGGAGGCAAUAGAAGUGGACAAACAGCACCUGGAUCUUCCCAGCACAAGAGAGAAGUUUCUGAUUCAGAAGAACUAGAGAGCACUAAAAGAGAAAGCACACAGCACAAGACAGAGAGAUUUAAACCCUCUGCUGAUUUUCUGGAAGGAUGUCAAAUCUUGAGCAAAAACCUGUCAGAAAUAAGGACCACCAAGGACAAAUUAUUGAAGCAUGUUUUAAGCACCAUCUGCCAGGAGUGGUUCCGAAUCUCAAGCAGGAAAUCCUCCAGCCCUGAAACUGUUGCAGCCUAUCUUCAAGAAGUUGAGGCCAUUCAUCCACAGUUACAGAAUAUAAUUGUAAACUUAGCAGAUGGGAAUGGAAAUACAGCACUUCAUUACAGUGUUUCUCAUUCCAACUUCCAAAUUGUGAAGCUUCUUUUAGAAACAGGUGUUUGUGAUGUAGACCAUCAGAAUAAAGCUGGGUAUACGGCAGUAAUGAUCACACCAUUAGCAUCAGCAGAGACUGAUGAAGAGAUGGAGGUAGUCACAAAGCUGUUGAAAGAAGGCAAUGUUAACAUAAGAGCAAGUCAGGGUGGCCAGACUGCUUUAAUUUUGGGUGUGAGUCAUGAUAGAGAAGAUAUGAUAAAAGCUCUGUUGUCAUGUGGUGCUGAUGUAAACCUUCAGGAUGACUCUGGAUUGUCACCUCUAAUGGUUGCUUGUCAGUAUGGUAAUGUUGAGAUUGUGAAGCUUCUCUUGUUUCAUCCAAGCUGUAAUAUUGAAUUAACUGAUAAGGCUGGUAAUUCUGCAUUGUCCAUCGCUUUGAAAUCUGCCCACGUAGAAAUUGCAGAGUUCCUCCAGGCCCACAUAUAGCUCAGCCAG
Gekko japonicus is the source of this 3138-nucleotide messenger RNA. It is a transcript of the gene KANK4, whose product is annotated as KN motif and ankyrin repeat domains 4. Gene Ontology annotation, cellular component: cytoplasm; cytoskeleton. The record is from RefSeq and is a predicted model, not a curated record. The transcript is spliced from 9 exons. Gene Ontology annotation, biological process: negative regulation of actin filament polymerization. Gene Ontology annotation, molecular function: protein binding. The coding region runs from base 4 to 3129 and encodes 1041 amino acids. NCBI's taxonomy places the organism in Eukaryota, Metazoa, Chordata, Lepidosauria, Squamata, Gekkonidae.